Molecule: messenger RNA, 387 nt
Organism: Vicia faba (fava bean)
Lineage: Eukaryota; Viridiplantae; Streptophyta; Magnoliopsida; Fabales; Fabaceae
Source: the annotation of a GenBank genome assembly
AUGAGUUCCAUUGGACAAACCAUGUUAAUGGCAAUAACAGUUACUGUAAACAAGUAUGCAUCUUCCAAUAUACAAGCAGUUCAUAACAGAAAACAACCAAGCCAAACCUUAACCAGCACCAACAUAGGAUUUGGAAGGAGAGGACUUGUCUUAUCAACUGUUGUUGCGGCAACUCAAAUCCCUGAGUCAAGAACUCAGCUUCUUCAAAAAUAUUUGAAGAAAUCAGAGGAAAACAAGGAGAAAAAUGACAAAGAGAGAGUGGAUAGUUAUUACAAACGUAACUACAAGGAUUAUUUUGAAUUCAUAGAAGGGAGUUUGAAAGGAAAAGAUGGGGAAAUUUCUGAAGCACAAAAGGGUAUUCUUGAUUGGCUUGAAGCUAACAAGUGA